This is a messenger RNA of Amborella trichopoda, 1443 nucleotides long. It is a transcript of the gene NBP35, whose product is annotated as nucleotide binding protein 35. Lineage: Eukaryota; Viridiplantae; Streptophyta; Magnoliopsida; Amborellales; Amborellaceae. Gene Ontology annotation, molecular function: ATP binding; ATP-dependent FeS chaperone activity; 4 iron, 4 sulfur cluster binding. Gene Ontology annotation, cellular component: cytosol. The record is from RefSeq and is a predicted model, not a curated record. Gene Ontology annotation, biological process: iron-sulfur cluster assembly.
UUUGAAUUCCUUAUUAGAAGGCGGUUUGGUCUUAAUUUCAGAAAAGAAGGCAAGCAUCUGCUAGGGCAGAGCGGCGAUGGAGGACGCUAUCCCUGAAAACGCAAACGAACAUUGCCCUGGUCCUAAAUCAGAGUCAGCAGGGAAGGAAGAUGCAUGCGAAGGAUGCCCUAAUCAGAAAAUUUGUGCAACUGCUCCCAAAGGUCCUGAUCCGGCUUUGGUUGAGAUAGCAGACAGGAUGGCUACUGUCAAACACAAGAUAUUGAUCUUAUCUGGAAAGGGUGGUGUCGGAAAGAGCACCUUCUCAGCACAGCUCUCCUUUGCCCUUGCUGGUGUGGACUAUGAUGUUGGUCUCCUUGACAUUGACAUUUGCGGGCCCAGCAUCCCCAAAAUGCUUGGCUUAGAAGGACAAGAAAUUCACCAGAGCAAUCUCGGUUGGUCACCUGUUUAUGUAGAGUCCAAUCUCGGUGUCAUGUCCAUUGGUUUUAUGCUCCCACACCCAGAUGAAGCAGUCAUUUGGAGAGGUCCUCGCAAAGAUGGCCUCAUCAAGCAGUUCUUAAAAGAUGUUUAUUGGGGUGAACUUGAUUAUCUUGUGGUUGAUGCUCCACCUGGGACCUCUGACGAGCACAUCUCAAUCGCUCAAUAUCUCAAGGCUACUGGUGUGGAUGGGGCAGUUAUUGUCACUACGCCACAAGAAGUUUCCUUAAUAGAUGUGAGGAAGGAAAUAAGCUUUUGCAAGAAGGUGGGCAUCCCUAUAUUGGGUGUUGUGGAGAACAUGAGUGGCAUCGAGCAAACCAUCUUGGACUUGAGGUUCAAGAAGGUGAGAGAAAGUGGGGAAGAGGAAGAUGUUACAGAAGAGACUUUGGAGUGUAUUAGGAAAAAUGCUCCAGAUUUGAUGUCUCUUGUAGUUUGCAGUGAAUUGUUCGAUAGUAGCCAAGGUGGUGCUAUGAAAAUGUGCAAGGAUAUGCAGGUCCCUUUCUUGGGGAAGGUCCCGAUGGAUCCCCACUUGUGCAAGGCUGCUGAAGAAGGUCGAUCUUGUUUCUCAGAUACGAAAUGCAGUGCUAGUGCAGCCGCACUCCAGAAAAUUGUUAAUAAACUUCUUGCUUUUGAUCACUCCAAUGGCUAUUGACCUUGACGUUGUGUUGGGGAAAAAUUUUCCCGGGUUUGACGUUGGGAAGAUCUGAAAACUGAGCUUCUAAAGCUGGAGAGGAAGAUAGUCAGGUAUUGGACAUUUAUGGAGAUCUGGCUUACUUUCAAACUGGUUUCCAAAAAUAGCUUUGCCGCAAUUACAGUUGCCACUGCUUAUCAAGGUUUCAUGAAUGAAGAGUUAUGUAAAGUUUCAAACUCAUGCUUGUAAGUAUUUAAAGUUCAGGAGCUUUUUGUGUGAACACUGCUACGAGUCAUCAACACCUCAAUAAUGCAAGCGUUUCAGAACAGUUCUUAUUA